CGCGUCGUAGACGUUGGGGAGCGGGAAGGCAGCGGCGGCGGGAUCGGGAUGAACAGUGGCGGCGGCUUCGGUUUGGGAUUAGGCUUCGGCCUUAUCCCCACGGCGGUAAUUCAGGUGACGAAUCUCUCGUCGGCGGUGACCAGCGAGCAAAUGCGGACGCUUUUUUCCUUCCUAGGAGAAAUCGAGGAGCUGCGGCUCUACCCCCCAGACAAUACACCUCUUGCUUUUUCCUCCAAAGUAUGUUAUAUUAAGUUUCGUGACCCAUCAAGUGUUGGUGUGGCCCAGCAUCUAACUAACACGGUUUUUAUUGACAGAGCUCUGAUAGUUGUUCCUUGUGCAGAAGGUAAAAUUCCUGAGGAAUCCAAAGCUCUCUCUUUAUUGGCUCCUGCUCCAACCAUGACAAGUCUGAUGCCUGGUGCAGGAUUGCUUCCCAUACCAACCCCAAAUCCCUUGACUACACUUGGUGUUUCACUUAGCAGCUUGGGAGCUAUACCGGCAGCAGCACUGGACCCCAACAUAGCAACACUUGGAGAGAUCCCACAGCCACCUCUUAUGGGAAAUGUAGAUCCUUCCAAAAUUGAUGAGAUUAGGAGAACAGUCUAUGUUGGAAAUUUGAAUUCCCAGACAACGACAGCUGAUCAACUACUUGAAUUUUUUAAACAAGUUGGAGAAGUGAAGUUUGUACGGAUGGCAGGUGAUGAGACUCAGCCAACUCGGUUUGCUUUUGUGGAAUUUGCAGACCAAAAUUCUGUACCAAGGGCCCUUGCUUUUAAUGGAGUUAUGUUUGGAGACAGGCCACUGAAAAUAAAUCACUCCAACAAUGCAAUAGUAAAGCCUCCUGAGAUGACACCUCAGGCUGCAGCUAAGGAGUUAGAAGAAGUAAUGAAGCGAGUACGAGAGGCUCAGUCAUUUAUCUCAGCAGCUAUUGAACCAGAGUCUGGAAAGAGCAAUGAAAGAAAAGGCGGUCGAUCUCGUUCCCAUACUCGCUCAAAGUCCAGGUCUAGCUCAAAAUCCCAUUCCAGAAGGAAAAGAUCACAGUCCAAACACAGGUGAGAAUUUCUACUAUCAUACUUAAUUUUUUUCUACUUUUUGUUUAUUAAAAAUAGUUAAGAUUUUAUGAAUUUUUUCAGUAGUAUAAUUCAGAAAUUUCAUUAGGGUUUGCCUGGAAGUGUAGUUACAAUUAAAUACUGCUGAUUUUCACAUUGUACUUAAGAAUGAAAUUUUGUCUAAUGGAUACUUUAAUUUUUAAUAUUUCAACCAGUUUCCAGUUUUAGGAGUUGGUUCUGUCUAAAGAUGCUCUAUUGUUGAUUUUUGUUAGAAUAAACUAGUCUUCUACAAAGAAGUGGCAGAAACUAUUUUCAUUCUUCUUAUUGACAAAGGAUUAUAGUUGGUGGCAAAUAUUGAAAGUAGUGUUCAAGUUGCAGUCUUUUGUUUUCUUUUCCUCGUCUGCUGCAGGUCUGGGGAACACCACCCCAGAUCUGUGUCAAGCAGUUUUCUCUCUUCAGUACUAUGUGUCACAUGGAGCACUCUUAGUCCUUGGUACUCCUAGUGAUGAGAGCUGCCUCCUGCCCACUUUUGAACCUGAAAUCUUGGAGUACUUUGCAGCUUCUGCUCCAGUUUUAUCCUGUGCUUAAGCUCUGUUACUGUUUUGUUUAUCUUAUUUUUUGACCAUAACUUUGGAUUUUAACGUUCUCUUUGAUCUGUCAUUGCUUUGUGUUUGACGCAAAGGAGAUGCAAUACAUCUUGGGAGUCAUGCUUAAAGUGAUACAUUUUAUGGUCUUUAAGCUGUGGAAGGGGCAGUUGAACUGUCAAAGUGUAUAUAGUGGAUCCUAAUUGCAUGGUUUUAUUUAUUUAUUUAUUGUAGUGGGGGUGCAUUGCUAAUUACAUGUUUUGUUACUCAUGUCUUGAGAGAGGCAAAAGUGUGCGUGCAUGUGUGCAUGUAGA
Messenger RNA from Castor canadensis (American beaver), 1944 nucleotides. Lineage: Eukaryota; Metazoa; Chordata; Mammalia; Rodentia; Castoridae. The record is from RefSeq and is a predicted model, not a curated record.